UAACCAUCGUAGUGCAACCAAUGCCAACCAUAUGAAAUGAGUCAGUAAACAGAAACAAAGCCAAAAGUUAAACAAGUCCAUAUUUCAUAUUUCAAAGUUACAUUAUGCCUUAUGUAAACAUUGACGACCCGUCGCGAAGCGAAGCGAUCGCUCGCCUUUAUCGCGCGUAGAGAACAGAACAAAUAAUGGCAAGUUCUGCGAAGCGAUUAUAAUAGAUAUAGAUAUUCCUAUCGUCCCGAUGGCUUGGAAACAGUUGUUACGUUGUCCGUAUCGAGCGAGUCGUGCCAGGAUGAAGAGCUUGCUGGCUGUGAGCGCUGCAGCGCUCCUCUUGCCCUUUUAUAUGGUGUCAUCGUUCGGCAGCAGGGAACACGACCGACUGCCACUUGUCGUGAACACUUGGGGUUUCUCCAAUGCGACGCUCCGAGCCUGGACCGUGCUGAUGGAAAAGAAUGGUACCGCCCUGGAUGCUGUGGAGGAAGGGUGCAUGCAGUGCGAAAGAGACCAGUGUGACGGCACCGUUGGUUUCGGCGGGAGUCCCGACGAGGACGGGGAAACUACGCUGGACGCACUCAUCAUUGACGGGCCUACCUACUCCAUGGGUGCGGUGGGUGCGCUGCGCAGAAUCAAGAAUGCCAUCUCCGUGGCACGCAAAGUUAUGGAGCACAGCCAGCAUACGUUCCUAGUGGGAGACCAAGCCACCCAGUUUGCAGUGAGCAUGGGCUUUCAGGAGGAGUCGCUGGCUACGAAGCACUCGAAAAAGAUGUGGGAAGAUUGGAAGCACAACAAGUGUCAACCUAACUACUGGAAGAACGUCGUUCCAGACUCGACCACAGACUGUGGUCCGUACCGGCCACGACCGAGACGGGUGGUUUCGACCGGCAGCCGAGCAACGUUGGCAGACGCCUCGAACCACGACACAAUUGGCAUGGUUGUCAUUGACGCGGCGGGACGCCUUUCUGCCGGCACAUCCACCAACGGAAUGAACCACAAGAUACCUGGGCGUGUCGGCGACUCCCCAAUCCCCGGUGCCGGCGCUUACGCCGACCAGGAAGUGGGUGGUGCCGCCGCAACGGGCGAUGGCGACAUCCUCAUGCGCUUCCUUCCAAGUUACCAGGCAGUGGAGAGCAUGAGGCACGGCACGGAUCCCACGUCCGCCUGCAGGGACGCCCUGCACAGGAUUGUGCGGCAUCACCCGCAGUUUGUGGGGGCCCUCGUCGCUGUUGCCAUCGACGGCACCUACGGCGCUGCGUGCCACGGCAUCGAAAGUUUUCCCUUCUCCGUGGCCAGUCCAUCUCAUGGGACGGCUGUGGUGGAACGUAUCAAGUGCACCAACUGAAUGGCAGGCCAGCUGCGCUGACACAACUAACACGACAAGAUGUGCUAGCCGGCGGUCUUUAGACCAUGAUAGACCAUCCGAGCGUUUGAAAGCUCUUGAAGGACGCAACAAUUGCAGUGUCAUUUGUUACAGCUCAACAGUGAGAGGACAGUUUAGGAGAGGACACUAUACUAUAGCUUGUGUUAUUUUUCUUGCUUGUGUGCUUGUACAAUAAGGAGCAUUGUGAUUGCUUCUUUAAGAACAUCUAAGAGUGUGGAAGAAUAUUGUUAGUCUCGAAUAAAUAAUUAUUACACAAAUACA
Ixodes scapularis (black-legged tick) is the source of this 1636-nucleotide messenger RNA. Its product is annotated as N(4)-(Beta-N-acetylglucosaminyl)-L-asparaginase. Gene Ontology annotation, cellular component: lysosome. Lineage: Eukaryota; Metazoa; Arthropoda; Arachnida; Ixodida; Ixodidae. The record is from RefSeq and is a predicted model, not a curated record. Gene Ontology annotation, biological process: protein deglycosylation. Gene Ontology annotation, molecular function: N4-(beta-N-acetylglucosaminyl)-L-asparaginase activity. Bases 239 to 1336 code for a protein of 365 amino acids. The transcript has 8 exons.